AUAAUUCUUUUUUCGUCAUUUUUUCAAUAAAAAAAAGACAUCAAAUUCAAUUAGAAAACACAUUCCCAUCUGUAAGCUGCUGCCCUUUAUAAGAGAGGCCAGCUUCUCAUUAUUUCUUUGUCAUUUUGGGGAUUGCAAGUCUCUGGUUUUCCAAAAAGUGAGUUUUAUAAUCAGAAGCUAAUCUAGAUCAAAGGUUGAAUCAUGUUGCUGAGGAGCUCUUCAACACCAGUUAUUGGAUCCCUUCUUGCAUCAUUCUCAGCUGAAAGUCCACUUGGCAAUCACUUUGAACCAAAACCAACCUCAAUCCACCACACUCCCACUAAGUUUUCAUUUCACCAAACUGGGCCUCUCAACAUCUCACACGGUUCCUCACCAAUCUCUCCCUCCAUUGAUCUUUCCUCCGGGUUUCUUCGGAGGGCUCAGUCUGAUGGAAACUUGCAAGGACUGGCGUAUGCUGCUUCUUGUGAUAAACAUGAAGAUGAUCCGUUCUUCUGUGAUUUAUACCAACCCAACAAGUCGAGAUCCAGGGGAAUACCGUUGCAAACUAUAGAUUCUUUUUCGACUUAUAACUCGGGUGCUUUGGGUGAAGAUGAAGAAGAUAGUGAUAGGGAAUUUGAUGAAGAGGUUGAGGAAAGUGAGAGAGUCAUGGCUAUUGAAGGUGAUAGUGUUGGUUUGGAAGAGAAGGUGAGGAAGGUGAGUUUAUCCGAGGACAUGAGAACUAUGCAGAAAAUGUGGGGUGGGGGUUAUGAAGAACAAAGAGAGCUAGAAAGUCGAGAAAUGCACCUUGCAAAGGGACUUGGGAUUGGUGGUGGAAGUGGCGGUGGCCGGGGUGGUCACGAGGCUAAUUGGGAAAGCACUGGUGGAGAUGGAGAUGACAACAACCAGAGGGUUGAGGAGCAUUACAAAAAGAUGGUGGACGAACAUCCUGGGAACCCAUUGUUUCUCGGAAAUUAUGCUAAUUUUUUGUAUCAGACCAAGAGAGACCUUCCUUUAGCAGAGAAAUACUACUCUCGUUCGAUCCUAGCAGACCCAAACGACGGUGAAAUUUUGGCACAAUAUGCCAAGGUAGUAUGGGAGUUGCACCAUGAUGAAGAUAGAGCCUUGAGCUACUAUGAACGAGCAGUCCAAGCUGCACCUCAAGAUAGCUAUGUCCAGGCAGCGUACGCUGGCUUCCUAUGGGAAACAGAGGAAGAUGAAGCAGAUCUGGGACAAGAUCUUGGCGCCAUGUCGCCAUAUAUUCAUGAAGGAAUCAUGACUUCUGCAAGCGCCUAAGUAGACUGCAGAAGUUUUGUAAUAGAGUUGACCGUGUUGUAAAUAUAGUUUCUGAGUGAUUAGUUUAAAUAGGGAAUUUUCAAGAUGAAACUUGUUUAGAUGAGAAUAAGAGCAAUCGCAACUAUAACUUCCAUGAAGAA
This is a messenger RNA of Rosa chinensis, 1412 nucleotides long. RefSeq lists its product as uncharacterized. The coding region runs from base 202 to 1272 and encodes 356 amino acids. The transcript has 4 exons. NCBI's taxonomy places the organism in Eukaryota, Viridiplantae, Streptophyta, Magnoliopsida, Rosales, Rosaceae. The record is from RefSeq and is a predicted model, not a curated record. Gene Ontology annotation, molecular function: protein binding.